AUGUCCCUGCUCACCCAUCUGCUGGCAUGUCUCUUUGGUAUGGGCUCCUGGGUGUCCAUCAAUGGCCUGUGGGUGGAGCUUCCACUCCUCGUCCCUCAAGUCCCAGAGGGCUGGUACCUGCCUUCGUACCUGUCAGUCCUCAUCCAGAUGGCCAACGUUGGGCCUCUCUUUGUCACCCUGAUGCACCGCUUCCGCCCCAGAGUCCUGAAUGAAACCAUGGUCAUCUACGUGAUAAUCUGCCUGGGUACGGUGGCCAGUUUCCUGUUGGGCUUCUUUUGGAAGGAGACUUCGACAGUCGCCGGCACUCCUCACAGCGUAGCCCUAUUCAUUCUGACGUUUUUCCUGGCUGCUGUGGACUGCACAUCCUCCGUCACCUUCCUGCCAUUCAUGAUGCACCUAAAGCCUCAGUAUCUCACCACCUACUUCAUUGGUGAGGGUGUUAGUGGCCUGUUGCCCGCUGUGGUGGCCCUGUUCCAGGGUGUUGGGAUUGUUCAGUGCCUGAACAGCUCACAACCACUGAACCCAAACCUGACGUCCUCAAACAGCUCAGACCUGCAGGCUGAGUAUCAGCCAGCAAACUUCUCUGUUGAGGUAUUUUUCUUUUUCCUGAGUUUGGUGGGGCUGCUAGCAGUCCUGCUGCUCAACUACCACCCAGCUGUGGCCAAGGACUAUACCAACAGUCAGGAUAGUCAGGAUCAAAACAGUGCGAAGGAAACAUACCAGAAACACAAGAGGUGGGACGAACAGAAGCCUAUGAUUGACCUAAACACACCUACAAACCAUAAACGCAGAAGCAGCUUUGGCAAAGGUACUUACAGCUGGAUGCAGGUGUUGUACAUCUUUGGGAUUCUGUGCUGGAUCAAUGCUCUGACCAACGUGGUGCUCCCGUCUGUGCAGUCGUACUCAUGCAUGCCAUACGGAAACAAGGCCUAUCAUCUGUCGGCCACCAUGGCGGCGGUGUCCAACCCUCUAGCCUGUUUCAUUGCCAUGUUCCUUCCUGUGAGAUCUCUUCUGUUGAUGGGAGGUCUGACUUUGUUUGGCAGUGGAAUUGGAGCUUUUAUCAUGGGCAUGGCAGUACUGAGUCCAUGCCCACUGCUGGUCAACGAGACCUCGGGUGGCGUCGUCAUUGUGUUCUCCUGGAUCUUCUUCAUUCUCAGCCUCUCCUACGUGAAGGUGAUCAUUGGACUGAUACUGCGUGAUGAGGGUCACAGCGCCCUCGUGUGGUGUGGAGCCGUGGUGCAGCUGGGCUCACUGUUGGGAGCAGUCACCAUGUUUCCUCUGGUCAGUGUGUUCGGCUUCUUCUCUUCUGGAGACCCGUGCAACACCAAAUGCUCUUAAGUCAUUCUUCUUUUUGUGCUUUAUUUACACACUGGACAUAACUAGAGUGUUAGUGAUGACUUUUUGCAUUUUCUCUCAUUUCUUUUCCCAAAGACAAGAUCAAAAUAUCACAUUUAAAAUGUUGUUUUUCUUUUAACGUAACAGACAUUUUAUUUAAGUUAAGUAAGCGUUAUGUUAUUGACUAGAACUUGGGUGUCAGAUAUGUUUAAUUUUUAUUUUUACUUUAAUGUAAACUCCUUAUAUAAAUACAUGUAUUUCUAGUUAAGUGUGUAGUAUUAGUGUGUAUUACGUCAAAUCUAAAGUUGUGUGUGUGAGUAUUAUGGUCUUCAGUUUUUUUUCCUUUUCCUUUUUCACAAUUUAAACUUUUGCUCAUUGAUAAAACAAAUGAAAUUAAAUGUUAAUAUCCACUUUAACGGCGAUGAUUUUCUAAUUUUGACAUAUUUAUAUUUGAUAUAUUCAAAUACAUUUCUUUUUUCGCCUUUGUUUUUUUUCCCAUGAAGGAAAUACUUUUUUAUAGCAGCAGAUUGUUUCAAGGGGUCGUAGUGACGUCACGAUUAAACCUGAACGUCGCCUCAUUUCCAUAUUUCCAUCAUCAUCACAGACAAAAAACACAAAGACGUCGUCAUUUUCAUAAGAUUUGACUGCGGGGUAGAAAUCGAAACCAUAAAAAAUGUGUAGAUGUCAAUUCGGUCGUUCGUCUUCGACGGCUACAUCCUUUUUGGGGUGUCAAUACCAGCAGCCGCCAGAUGAGGGCAGUGUUUCACUAAGGACAGUUCUCCAAUCCAUCACAGGAACAACUCAUCUUUGCUCUCAUUCACACCACCAUUCACAACUAUGGUUCAUUUAAACUGAACACUUGACCUAAUCCUGCGUGUUUUUGUAAAAAUAAAUAAAUCUAUGAAUUAAAAAAAAA
This is a messenger RNA of Cynoglossus semilaevis (tongue sole), 2251 nucleotides long. It is a transcript of the gene slc52a3-2a, whose product is annotated as solute carrier family 52 member 3-2a. NCBI's taxonomy places the organism in Eukaryota, Metazoa, Chordata, Actinopteri, Pleuronectiformes, Cynoglossidae. Gene Ontology annotation, biological process: riboflavin transport. The coding region runs from base 1 to 1338 and encodes 445 amino acids. The transcript is spliced from 3 exons. Gene Ontology annotation, molecular function: riboflavin transmembrane transporter activity. The record is from RefSeq and is a predicted model, not a curated record. Gene Ontology annotation, cellular component: plasma membrane.